AAAAAAAUGGAUUUAUUUAUUUAUUUAUUUAUUUAUUUCAUAAAAUCAUAAAAAAGGAAAAAAGAGCAUCUCUGUCCUAUAGAUUGCUUCUUCUUCGUAUUAGAUUGAUUGAAAGAUCACAACUUUAAACUCACUCACUCACUCUUUUCUCUCUCUUCUUCUUCUUCUUCUUCUUCUUCUUCUUCAAUCCCUCAUUUCUUUGGGCUUUCACUUUGGAGGUCCUAGAAUAACAUGGCUUCUGUCGCAACAGCUGAAGUAUGCGAUGCUAACACACAUCUAAUCCAGAGUGGUGAGUUACGAGCCUUACAGCCAAUCUUUCAGAUAUAUGGACGCCGUCAAGUCUUCAGCGGACCAAUAGUAACCGUCAAGGUAUUCGAGGACAACGUUUUGAUUCGUGAUUUUCUCGAGGAGAAAGGUAACGGUAGAGUUCUUGUUGUGGAUGGUGGAGGGAGUUUAAGAUGCGCCAUAUUGGGAGGUAACCCGGUACAGCAAGCACAGAACAACGGGUGGUCAGGAAUAGUUGUGAAUGGUUGUAUCAGAGACGUUGAUGAAAUCAACGGAUGUGAUAUUGGUGUUCGGGCUUUGGCUUCUCAUCCUAUGAAGGCGAACAAGAAAGGUUUAGGGGAGAAGAAUGUGCCAGUAACGGUUGCUGGAACGAGGAUUAGUGAUGGUGAAUGGCUUUAUGCUGAUACUGAUGGGAUUCUGAUUUCAAGGUCUGAACCUUCUGUUUGAUCUUUAUGGUUGUGCUAAUUCUGGUGUAAUUGUGUUAUUGAAAUAUGUUGAUUGUGAGUUUAUUUUUUGAUUUGGAUCUAUAAACAGCUUAUAAUGUACUACCAAUUUUUCUGAGUCUGCAAUAAUGAAAUGUAUGUUAUGUAAUUUUAAA
This is a messenger RNA of Spinacia oleracea (spinach), 883 nucleotides long. RefSeq names its product putative 4-hydroxy-4-methyl-2-oxoglutarate aldolase 2. The coding region runs from base 232 to 732 and encodes 166 amino acids. Gene Ontology annotation, biological process: regulation of RNA metabolic process. Lineage: Eukaryota; Viridiplantae; Streptophyta; Magnoliopsida; Caryophyllales; Amaranthaceae. The transcript is spliced from 3 exons. Gene Ontology annotation, molecular function: ribonuclease inhibitor activity. The record is from RefSeq and is a predicted model, not a curated record.